Molecule: messenger RNA, 468 nt
Organism: Ambispora gerdemannii
Lineage: Eukaryota; Fungi; Glomeromycota; Glomeromycetes; Archaeosporales; Ambisporaceae
Source: the annotation of a GenBank genome assembly
AUGUCUUUUCCAGGACAUCCAACUCAACACCAACCACUGCCACAGGAUCAAAUUUAUGCUCAGAAAAUAAGUGAAUCAUGUAUAUUCAAAUCAAUACUUAGUUUAGCAGGAGGAUUUGUGUUAGGAGGAGUAUUCGGAAUGUUCAUGUCAUCGCUUGAAAUGUCGUCCGCAGACCCAGCAGUACUCGAAAAACCGAUGCGACAACAGCUUAAACACACGGCAAAAGAUAUGGCAAACAAAUCGUUCUCAAUGGCGAAAAAUUUUGCGGUUGUCGGGGCAAUUUUCUCUAGUACUGAGUGUAUAAUAGAAGGGUAUCGAGCUAAAAAUGAUAUAUAUAACGGUGUUGCUGCUGGGUGUGUUACCGGGGCUAUACUGGCCGCUAGAGCUGGACCUCAAGCGACUGCUCUUGGAUGUGCAGGAUUUGCUGCAUUUUCGACGGCAAUAGAGUACUAUAUGCGAAGAGAAUAA